Molecule: messenger RNA, 969 nt
Organism: Procambarus clarkii (red swamp crayfish)
Lineage: Eukaryota; Metazoa; Arthropoda; Malacostraca; Decapoda; Cambaridae
Source: RefSeq, a predicted model, not a curated record
AUGUAUACGUGCGACCAGUGCAAGAGUAUCCAGCACCAGUCUCGGAGGCGCUGGGCCUCCACAAACCCCCCCCCCCCUCCGUCACGCUGUUCCCCCGGCCCACUCUCAACCCCGGCCCACUCUCUACCCCUGGCCCACUCUCCACCCCCGCCUAACUCUCCACCCCUGGCCCACUCUCCGCCCCCGGCCCACUCUCCACCCCCGGCCCACUCUCCACCCCCGGCCCACUCUCUACCCCCGGCCCACUCCACCCCCGGCCCUCUCUCUGCCCCCGGCCCACUCUCCACCCCCGGCCCACUCUCCACCCCCGGCCCUCUCUCUACCCCCGGCCCACUCUCUACCCCCGGCCCACUCUCUACCCCCGGCCCACUCUCCACCCCCGGCCCACUCUCCACCCCCGGCCCACUCUCUACCCCCGGCCCACUCUCAACACCCGGCCCACUCUCCGCCCCCGGCCCACUCUCCGCCCCCGGCCCACUCUCCACCCCCCGGCCCACACUCCACCCCCGCCCACUCUCCACCCCUCGGCCCACUCUCCACCCCCCGGCCCACACUCCACCCCCGGCCCACUCUCCACCCUUGGCCCACUCUCCACCCCUGGCCCACUCUCCACCCCGGGCCCACUCUCCACCCCGGGCCCACUCUCCACCCCCGGCCCACUCUCCACCCCGGGCCCACUCUCCACCCCCGGCCCACUCUCCACCCCGGGCUCACUCUCCACCCCCGGCCCACUCUCCACCCCGGGCUCACUCUCCACCCCCGGCCCACUCUCCACCCCCGGCCCACUCUCCACCCCCGGCCCACUCUCUACCCCCGGCCCACUCUCCACCCCGGGCCCACUCUCCACCCCCGGCCCACUCUCCACCCCGGGCCCACUCUCCACCCCCGGCCCACUCUCCACCCCCGGCCCACUCUCCACCCCCGGCCCACUACCGCAGGUCUACUGCCAGCUGGCCCCUACCCCAGUGA